AUGAGGGGAUGGCGCGGUGGAGCAGCUGCCGCGAGCAGCUUUGCGUUGAUGGUGACGAUGCUUAUGUUGACAGCAUGGCAGAGAGACAGUCACAAUCACACGAAGCUUCUGAUGAACAUGGCUGGAAGUGGACGACAUCAUGUGAAUGCUGAGUUAAGACAGGCUUGUGCUCAAUGCAUGGGCGACAUAUUGCAGACGAACAAGCCUUGGAAGGAUGCAGAGAUUGAUGCUACAGGAGCUCUUGAAUGCAUCCGAGGAGCUUGCAAGAGUGCAACAGAGCGGGCCACUCUCAAUUCUUGUUUCCUCUCGCACCCCAGCUGGGGUGACACAAACGAUGCUAGUAUGAGCCUCCUUGCCCAAAAAAACUUUGGAAAGAAGUCCUCUACGUCGAGCUCGAAAUCCGAUGCUAAGAGUCACAUCAUGGUUCCCCGAAGUUUAUUUUCUCAGCAAGAAGCCCUCGAUCGUCAACAACUGCUACUCAAUUGGAAACGAGCCAAGGUGUUUGCAAGUCUGGUCGGCAGCCCUUGGCAAGGUAAAGGAGUUAAGCUAUUCACUGAGUGGGUCCCACCGCUGGAUCCGCAAGGUCGACCUGUUCCAUCUUGGCUUAGGUUCGUGCCCUCUUCAAAGCUUUCGCAGUCCAAGACGAGCACGAUGGAGAUGGAACAUGGGAACGGCACCGUGGCUCGGAACUGCGCAUCCUUGUCAGAAUGCUCUGCUUGCGUGAAUGGUGGUUGCCUCUGGUGCGGUAGCGAUGCUCAAAUAUGUAGCACAGAGUGCCCUGCAAUUCAAGGUCAGCUUGUCCAUGAAGCUGUUGAAACUUGCCCUGCAUCCCUUGCUGGCGUCAAGUCGGAUACAAGUCCUUGGGGUAUCGCCGUUGAAAAGCAAGAGGAGAAUCUGAAGCGACUACAUGAAAUGGUAGAGCUGGCCCGAAAGACGUCAGGAUAUCCUCUACUUGAUGCUCUCAAGCAUUUACGAGCCAAGAAAACGAAGGAAGAAAUCCUUCUUGAUUCCAAGUUGAACGCAAACUCAUUGACCAGAACCCUUGCGAAGUUGAACCUUGAGCAGGAGAAGAUUAACCUGAAACGACAGAUGCUCUAUUUCAGAACAGAGGUGGGAAUUUCUACAGGGCGUGAAGGAUCUGUUUAUGACAUGACCGUUGGUGGUGGUGGAACUUUCGAUCCUUUCGUCAAGUCAACCACCACAUGGUCAUUGCUGGGUCGACCAACUCCUGGGUGGCUGCACUGGGGAGGAGAUGAUGACGGGGGGUAUUUGAACCCAGUCGGUGGGAGUGGUUGGGACCCUUCCGUCGUUAAUCCUGCGGAAAACGGGCAGUAUGGUCCUGCCACAAACGCCUACCGAAAGAAGCACCCUCAUCCGGAAUCAGAGGCCCCCCUCGCCAGCACCAUGGCGGGUUCUCCUCUGUUUGGGGCCUAG
Guillardia theta CCMP2712 is the source of this 1434-nucleotide messenger RNA. RefSeq lists its product as hypothetical. The record is from RefSeq and is a predicted model, not a curated record. The transcript has a single exon. NCBI's taxonomy places the organism in Eukaryota, Cryptophyceae, Pyrenomonadales, Geminigeraceae. Bases 1 to 1434 code for a protein of 477 amino acids.